Physeter macrocephalus (sperm whale) is the source of this 4218-nucleotide messenger RNA. RefSeq names its product IQ motif containing N (gene IQCN). Gene Ontology annotation, molecular function: protein binding. The record is from RefSeq and is a predicted model, not a curated record. Bases 1 to 4218 code for a protein of 1405 amino acids. Lineage: Eukaryota; Metazoa; Chordata; Mammalia; Artiodactyla; Physeteridae. The transcript has 2 exons.
AUGAGCCGCCUAGGAACCAAGACAAUGCAGCAAGCAACACAGCUACAGGUGUCACCCAGUGGGCAGAACUCCUAUCAGCCCGUCCCCAACCUCCAAGACAAAGUGGGGACACCGCGUCCGCAGCUACAGGUGUCACUCAGUGGACAGAGCUCCUAUCAGCCCGUCCGCAAUCUCCAAGACAAAGCAGGGACACUGCGUCCACAGCCCCGGCAUGAGCCACGUGCGUCCAAGGAGACCCUUCUGCAACAGCCGGACAAGGACAAGAUGGUGGCUUGUCAUAUCCCAUGCCUCUGGGCUGUGGUGGAGAGCCAGGUCUUCAAGAAUGUCCUGGUGGACGAAAUGGACAUGAUGCUGUCCCAUGCAGCCACCCUCAUCCAAGCCUCCUGGAGGGGCUACCGGCUCCGGCAGAAGCUAGUCUCUCAGAUGAUGGCGGCCAAGGCCAUCCAGGAGGCCUGGAGACGCUUCAACACCAGGUGCCUCCUCCAGUCUGGCAAGACGGUGGAGAAAAAAGCGAAGGUGGAGGAGGGGGACAUCCCUUACCACCCGCCCCAGCAGGUGCGGUUCCAGCAUCCGGAAGAGGGCAAGUCCCUUCUGGCCCAGCCCACCAUGGUGAGCAAGGAGACCCAGUUUCCUUCCUCCAACAGCCUGGCCGCUUAUAUCCACCAGCUGGCCCUGCUGCAGUCCCAGGGCAUGUCACAGCCGGGUACGUGCUCUGUCGGAGGCCCCAGCGUCGCCUUCCUUCCACGCCAGACCGUUGCCAUCAGACUUCUGUGUCCUGUGAAUCUAGAGGUGAAGUGCCGCCCGUGCCGGCUGACAAGAACCAUCAGAAAUGCCUGCCUUGUCCACGUAGAGGGGGACACGAUGAAGACCAAGAGAGUAACUGCCAGAGCCAACGAGGCAGGAGCCCCAGGGCCACCACCAUCCGGAAGGUGUGCCCAGGCAGUUCAAAGACAACUCAAGAUCCAGACCCAGGCCCGCAUGGAAGGGCCACCACGGACAGGCCCAGCACCUGUGAUAACCAAGACCCCACCCCAGAUGUACCCAGCAGCCCCGAUGACCAGGAGCCCAGCCCAGACACGCCAGGCAGCCACAAUGACCAAGACCCCACUCCAGCCGUGCCCAGCGACCACAGUGACAAUAACCAAGACCCCACCCCAGUUGCACCCUGCAUCCCCAGUGACCAAGACCCCGCCCCAGACGUGCCCACAAGCCCCAGUGACCAAGACCCCACUCCAGUCAUGCCUGGCGGCCAUGAUGAGCAAGACCCCGCCCCGGCCCUGCCCAGCGACCCCAGUGACCAAGACCUCAGCUCGGAUGAGACCAUCAGCCUCGAUGACCAACACUUCACCCCGGACACGACCGGCAGCCACGAUGGCCAAGAUCCCACCCCAGUUACGCCUGCUGCCCUCGAUGAUCAAGUCUCCAACGCAGACACGCCCUGCAGCCACAAUGACCAAGGCCCCGCCCCAGACGUGUGCAGUGCCCGUGACGGCCAAGACCCCAGCCCAGGUGCGCCCGGCAGCCACGAUGACCAAGACCCCACUGCAGACGUGUCAGGCGGCCGCGAUGGCCAAGACCCCAUCUCAUCAGACACUCCAGGGCGUCUCGGUGACCAAAGCUCCUCCUGCCCAGACACGCCCGGCGGCCAUGGUAACCAAGACCCCAGCUCAGGUACGCUCGGUGGCCACCAUCCUCAGGACCCUGUGCCUGCCCCCUCCAGCAGCUGGAAAUCUCAAACCUGCAUCUUCAGCAGCGGCGGCAGCCGGAAUUCCCGACACCUCAUCCCACACGUGUCUAAGUGGACCGAAGGCCAAGGCUGUGGUGAACGCGAGGCAGGCAGCGGGGGUGACCGAGGUCUCGUCUCACUCAUACUUGACUGCGGGAAAAGUGAAAUGCUUCCCCCCAUCACUUCUGGGGGCUGGGGAUCCCAAGGCUCCAGCCAGGCCUCCUUCGGAAGGUGAGAAAAUCAAGGCCUUCUCCCAGAAACGGGUGAAAAUGGAAACAGCAUCUAACAUCAGCGUGGCCGUGGAAGUGCCCGUGGUUUCAUCCUGGUCAAAAGUGGCUGAGGGCAGGAACAAGCAGACACACCCGAGGACGGAUGUCGUGAAGGCCCUGUCCCAGGUAUGUGAGCCUAUAGAAACAGCUGUGGCACAUCUGGGUACAUGUCUGCCUCAGGGAAAACCGGCCCCGGGUUCAACCACAGGCUCGCUCCAGGCACGUCUGUUGGCCAAGCUGACCAAGCCCCUGUCCCAGGCACACGUUUCUACCAAGCUGACCAAGGGCCCGUCCCAAGGACAUCCACCCCCUGAGCUGACCACAGCCCUAGCCCAGUCACAUCUGGGCAUGUGUCCGUCCAAGGUGCAGUCCCAGGCACAUCUGGCCACAGAAACAGCCAAGAGCCUCCAUGCAGCCCGCCAGGCCGCUGAGCUUAGCAGCAAGACCCAGUCCCAACCACUCCUAGUCGAGUUCAAGGCCUCCACCCAGCCCUGCCAGCACGUCGGCGCUCUGCCCCGAGGCAAGCCAGAGGACAGACUGACCCAGCUCCUGUCCCACAGCUACGUGCAGGGCAAGGCCACCCAGGGCCCACGCCAGGGGCCCUCUGAGAGCCAGAACACGCUGGUGCCUCUGCUGGCCUCUGCUGGACACACCACGUGCCAUGUCGAAUCCUGGGGGGACAGUGGGGCCGCCUGGGCCCAGCCGUCAACAACCAGCCCAGCCCCGCCCUGCCAGGAGGAGCUGGCAGCCUCCCAGCUCGCUUCCCUGUGUGCUGAGCUGGCUGCCCUGCUGGGCUCCCAGGAGAACCUCCGCGCCCUGCUGGCAAAAGCCCUCUCCCAGGGGGAAGUGAGGGCGGCCCUGAUCCAGGCCCUGUCCAAAGAGGUCUCGGGAGCCACGAUGGCCAAGGCCCUGCCCCAGGGCAUCCUGGGCACGGCGCUGGUGAAGGCGCUGUCCUGGGGCAAGCUGGCCACCAGCCUGUCCUGCGCCCUGUCCCGGGGCGAGCUGCAGGCAGAGCUCACUAAGGCCAUUCAGGGCAGACUGGCGGACGUGCUCAGCAAGGCCCUGACGGAGGAGGAGCGGGCCACCUUGAACCAGGCCCUGUGUCAGGGUGAGCUGGGCGCAGUCCUCAGCCAGUCCUUUUCUCAGGCGGCCCUGAGGUCUGGAGUCGUCCUCCCCAAGGCUGCCGCGAAAACGGCGGGAAGCGGGGUGACUGCGACGCCGACCCCAGUGGAGGUGGACUGCAGGGGGAGCCCGUCGGCUGCAUGGGGGCCCACUCUGGGCCCCCUGAGACUACAGCCCAGCAAGGGUCCUGAGGACGCUGGCGUGUCCGGCAGCCAAGCGUGGAACUCUGCCGUCCCCAGUGUAGCGGUCGGGCCCAGGAACAGCACUGCGGUCCCUGGCGGCGCGUGGGAGCCAGCCAGGAGCGCUGUGCCGUGGGACGUCAUGGCAGCGGUGGAUCCCAGACAGCCGGGGGAGCUGGUGGCGUCGGUGCAGGCUGUGGAGGAGAUAAUCAUCCACGCGGUGGUCAUCAUCCAGGCGUGUUCACGUGGCUUCCUGGUGCGCCAUACCAUCAAGGUGUGGCGUCAGUGGGCCAUCACCAUCCAGGCUGCCUGGCGUGGCUACCGUGUACGGCGGGACCUGGCCCGGCUCUGCAGAGCCACCACAAUCAUCCAGGCUGCGUGGCGAGGCUUCUGCAUCGGCCGGAGCUGCACCCAGCAAAUGCUGCUCCCAGGCAUGUGGGCUGAGAGGGGCAGCGGGGCCAGGACAGCGUCUGACCACCGCUGCUUCCAGUCCUGCCAGCCACACGACUGUAGUCUCUGCCAGUCACUGAGCUCCGGGCUGGGGAGCCCACCCAGCGUGGUGAUGCUUGUGGGUUCCAGCUCCCGCACGUGCCACAUUUGCGGCCAUACCCUGCCCACCCGGGUGGUGCAUGGCACGGGCCAGGGUGCUGCAGGUCAGGCCGGCGUGCCACGGGGCUGCAUCACCCAGUCAAACCCCCGGAGCCUCCGGCAACCCCAUCACCAGAACAAGGCAGCCACGGCCAUCCAGUCAGCCUGGAGGGGCUUCACUGUACGCUGCCGGCUGAAGCAGCAGCACUUAGCAGCCAAGACGCUUCAAGCCACCUGGCGCGGCCGUUGCACCCGGGCCUCUCUCACCACGGAUGCGCUCUUGGGACCAGCAGCGUGGGACAACUCACGGCACAUGCAGUGGCCAGGUGUCUAG